Pseudonaja textilis is the source of this 674-nucleotide messenger RNA. Lineage: Eukaryota; Metazoa; Chordata; Lepidosauria; Squamata; Elapidae. The record is from RefSeq and is a predicted model, not a curated record.
UUAGCAACGCCUUAGCGACGCCGUCCCCGGUGAAGCCGCCGCUGCCAUGGCAGAAACGGCGCCUCCUUUGACUCCAGCCCCAACCCCGACCCUGACCCCCACCCCGACGCAGUUGGUCCGGCAGGCCAGCGCUCCCAGCCCCGCCCGGGCCUACCACCUGCGCCCGGCCUUCCACCACAGGUUCCGUUCUUCCAUGGUGAAAGAUUGCAUCCGUGAAGUCUUGAAGGAGGAGUUGGCCAACGUGCAGUACAACCCAGAGGAGACCGGAGCCCAAACCAAAGUCUUAUCUGAGCUGAUCCGGGACCGGCUGAAAGAUAAAGGAUUUCACCGAUAUAAAAUAGUGGUGCAAGUAGUGAUCGGAGAACAGAGAGGCGAGGGAGUGAACAUGGCUGCCCGUUGUUUUUGGGACGCUGAUACCGAUAACUACGCUCAGGAUGUUUUCAUCAACGAGAGCCUCUUCUGCGUCGCCGUUGCCUUCGGCUGCUUCUUCUACUAAAGCCGGCUGCAAGCUCCCCAAGAAGGACGGCGUUUAUCUUGAAGAUCCUGAAGGAGCAGGAUUGCAGGCUGCUUUUCCUUUCCUCCCUCUGCACCUGCACGUUCAUGUGUGUGUGUGUAUAUAUAUAUAUAUGUGUGUGUGUGUGUGUAUGUAUAGUUCGCUGUGUGAAAUAUAGCUU